This is a messenger RNA of Ogataea parapolymorpha DL-1, 1413 nucleotides long. RefSeq lists its product as uncharacterized. Gene Ontology annotation, cellular component: cytoplasm. The transcript has a single exon. NCBI's taxonomy places the organism in Eukaryota, Fungi, Ascomycota, Pichiomycetes, Pichiales, Pichiaceae. The coding region runs from base 1 to 1413 and encodes 470 amino acids. The record is from RefSeq and is a predicted model, not a curated record. Gene Ontology annotation, biological process: protein refolding.
AUGAGUAUAAACCAUUACGAGGUGCUGGAGAUUUCCAGAAAUGCAACCGAUGCUGAGAUCAAAAAAUCCUACCGACGGCUGGCGCUGAAGUACCAUCCAGACAAGAACAAAAGUGCCUCGGCGGAGGAAAAAUUCAAGCAGAUAAACGAUAGCUAUGGCGUUCUGUCAGAUCCCGUCAAGAAAGCCGAGUUUGAUAAAACUUAUACGCCACGAACCACGCACAGCUACUCGUUUACUCCAAAGGCCUCGAAACAACCGUCAGCGUACGACGAGUACGAGCGAGCAAGACGACAGUUUGAAGAGUUCAAGAAGAGACAACAGCAGGAGCGGAAGGCACGUGAGGAGGCCCAUAGAAAACAGGCGGACGACUGGGCCAACAAGUGGAAUUACACAGAUAGUUUUUACCAUUACAGUAGAUAUUCGUCCGACCGUCAUGAAACACACAGAAAAUAUACUCAGGAAAGCCAUUCCACGAACGGUUCCAGCGGGUGGCGGAAAACCAGCUCGUCCUAUUCGUUCACUCCCGGAGAGAAGACGUACCCCGGAUCGAUGCCAAAGACCGAAAAGCCAAGCAAAUGGACGGACAAGGAGCAAAAACCGCGAAUGAGCACAGAUUUUGCGGAUAUUCUUAAAGAUUUCAGUACUCCCGAGUUUAAAUUCGAAGACAGCACCGGUCCCAAAACUGCCUCGUUUAAUGGAACUCCCGAAGACCCCAUAAUACUCGACAGUGGGACGAAAGAAGAUCCCAUUGUGGUGGACGAUCCACCUUCGCGUACACAUAGCCCCAAAAAGCCCAAGCAGCGAUUUUGGAAGCCUGGCUCGCAUCAACGAUUCACAAAUAGAACAGCUAUGGAGGAGGAGGGAGAACAGAGAGCGCAUAAGGCACAGAUGGAAGACCCCGACGACGAGAAGUUCAAAAUACAUGUCGACAAUGUUCCUCCUUUCACUCAGACAAACGGCAAUUUCAACAUGUCAGCCAUGGGAGAAAGUCUUGGGGUGGACGCUGACAUGAGUGUGGACGAGGAAAAGGACAUGCAGUCCGAGGAACCUGAUGCAAAUGUGCCUUCUAUUACAUUAUCAGAUCUCCAGUGCAACGAAGCAGAUAUAGUCCACAUUUCUCCGCCACCUUUCCCCGAAUUCGGGCUGGCCACACGCGAGCAACUACAACACCGCAUGCAAGAAUACUUGAUUCAGGUUUUCAAUUACCAGCAUUUAAUGGCCAAAUACCACCAGGCACGACAGGAAGCCAACGCUAAGUGUCUGGACCGAAUAGUGGCAAACAAGGCCAAUUUCCAGACGUAUUUGCAAAGUUUCCGCUUUGAUGAGGUGCUAAACACUGCGCACACGCAGUUUCUGCUAGGACACGCAGAGGUGUUGCAACGCUACGAGCUCGAACUGUCCAAGUACGCCUGA